AUGGGUUGCUCAGGCAGCAAGAGUGUCAGCACCGGCGGCGCAUACGACACCAUCAAACAAACAGUUCUCUUCGAGGCCAAGGGCGACCCGAAGUCGCGCUGCUUCGCCAUGCUGCGCGAAGCGACUGACCUGCACAACAAGCUCAUCAAGGCCACCAAGGACCUCAAGGCCCUGAGCAAGUCAGCGGAGACGGCGCUGGACACGGCCAACACCGUACUCAACACGCCUCUGCCUCACGUUUACGAUAGCAAGGAAGCGGUGGACCACUCCAUGACCGAGCAGCACGACCCCAUUGGCGGCAAGGGCUUCUCCGCCGACUCCCUCACCAAGGUCAAGGGUGACCUGUUGGUGAAGAUUCAGUCCGAGGCGCUGGGCCCACUAGAUGCCUGGGACGCCAAGUACCUGGAUGCAUACCACAAGCAGAAGUUUGUGAACAAGGCAUACGAUGCCAUGAUUACCGCCCGCACCAAGGCCAGCCACGCCAAGGACACGGCCGAUGCCCUGUCUGGCAAGGUGCUGGCCCAGGACCCCAAGCUGAUUGAUGCCCAGCGCAAGCUGCAGCAGCUGCAGGACAACUACACCAUCGCCACCAACAAGCAUGCCGAGGAGGAGGAGUCCCAGUACCAGCGCCUGGCAGCCCUCAACAAGGACGCUGCCUCGUUCCAGACCAUCAUCAAGCAGGCCCUGGGCGAGACGGGCGUGGCGCUGGUGGCCGCCCGCGACGUCAUCCCAGACGUGCCCGCCAUCGCCACGAGUGUGGCCAAGGCGCCAUCUGAUGCCGCAAGCGCCGCCGCCGCGGCGGCCCAGGCUGCCGCUGCAGCAGCCGCCGCUGCCGCUGCCGCUGCGGGUGGGGCUGUGAAGACUGCCUGA
Molecule: messenger RNA, 870 nt
Organism: Chlorella variabilis
Lineage: Eukaryota; Viridiplantae; Chlorophyta; Trebouxiophyceae; Chlorellales; Chlorellaceae
Product: expressed protein
Exons: 7
Coding region: 1-870 (289 amino acids)
Source: RefSeq, a predicted model, not a curated record